Ceratitis capitata (Mediterranean fruit fly) is the source of this 861-nucleotide messenger RNA. RefSeq lists its product as uncharacterized. The transcript has 4 exons. The coding region runs from base 129 to 473 and encodes 114 amino acids. The record is from RefSeq and is a predicted model, not a curated record. NCBI's taxonomy places the organism in Eukaryota, Metazoa, Arthropoda, Insecta, Diptera, Tephritidae.
UCAGUGCUCAGUGAGAAGAUCGCGUUACUCCCCGAUGAGAUCAAAACAAUUAUUAGUAUUUAUUAUAAUCAAUCGAACAGCUCUUAGUAUAUGAGACAGCAGUAAAAUAUUUCCGAUCAGUUUAUAAAAUGUGUCAAAAGAUGUCAAACGUGUUAUUUAUAGUUCUUAGUUUAUUUUUAAUAAUUAAUAUCGUCGCUAGUGUGGGUGACGAUGCUUUUACAAUAUACAUCGAUGGCGGCAAAGAGUUGAGCAACAUAAGAGCAGAUCUGAACAAAGUCAUCGAUACCGAUAAUAAUCUCAGUACGAAUUUAUCGAACAGAUUAAAUGAAAUUGAAUCAACACUGGCAAAAAUAACGGCACUAAUGGAGGGUUUGACUAACGACAUGAAAGCUAUAAAUGACGAACAGAAGGCUGCUUCCAACAAGUGUGGUGUUACUGUGAAAUCGGGCAGCGCGCGGAAAUAUAAGCUUUGAUUUUCACAAAAAUGCAAUUAGUGAUUUGUCUUGAAUGAACCCAAGACUAGAUUAAUGAAUUAGCUACUCACAUAAAUACAUAAAUGUAUAAGAUAUUUUGUAAAAAUAAUAAAAUAUAAAUUAUAAUUUCCUGAAAUAAACUAUAAAUUCACUGAAUUUAGAAUAAGCAUGCAUUACAUUUAUAUAAGUGAAAUCUUAUCAUCUUGCCAAUAAACCUAGCGUACAUACAGUUUGAAUUAAUUUAGUAACAUAUAAAUAAAUGCAUUACUACUGAGAUUACACAUUAAUUGCUUAGCGCAUAUGCUAAUGGAGAGCACACGCACAAAACUCUGGCAAAUGAUGACGUCUUCGAGGAAAUUUCAAUUUAAUUCAACCCACUUCUAUUAAA